AUGCCAGGAUAUUGCUGUGUACCGAAGUGUGGUGGAAAAGGUGGACACCUAUUCCCCAAAAAUAAAGAACUUUGUUCAAAAUGGAUCGCAGCUAUUAAAAAAAGGGAGAAACCUUAUCAUGGCAAGUGGGAGCCAUCAAAGACGUCUAUGGUCUGUAAAAGACAUUUUAAAGAAGAGGAUUUUAAGAGUGAUGUCACUUUUGCAACAGGCGAUCCCAGAAUUUUGAAAUGUUUGAAAAAGAUGGUAGUGCCAUCUAUUUUUGAAUGGACAAUAUCCCCCAAGACACUUGAAGUGGCGCAACUUCACCAAGAGGACAACAUUGCUGUGGUGAAAAGUGUCUUGGGCGAAGGAUCAAGAGUUGAAGACCCAGGAACAUCAGAAAUGGUUGUGUGCAACCUAGACAUUGGGGCUGAAGAAAUUAAUGUUGAAAAUCCAAACCAGCGCAUAAUGGAAGGUGGAAAUCAGUUGACCGUACAGGUUAAAUGUGAACCUGAAGAUGAAAUCAAUUCAGAUGUUGUAAACAAGUUUUCAGUUUCAGAGCAAAUUAAUUCUGCUGUAUCAACAUCUUCAAUUAGUGAAGAGAUGAAACCAGAUGUAUCCUUAUUAACUUCAAGUAUGUGUACUGAACAAUUUUCUUUUGUUAAAUCAGAGAUUUAUGAUGAUUUAGAGGAACUGAAGAAUAUCCAUACAGAAUACAUGGAUAAAUUAAGUUUAAAAUCUAUUUAUACAGAAUAUAAUUGUGAUAUGUGUCAUCAGAAAUGUAUCAAUAAGGACCACAUUACACAACAUUUAAAAAUUAAAACUGAAGAGAAACAACAUGAUUCACAAAUUGUUCAUAACAACACAAACAUUGGUGAAAAUCAACAAGAAUGUCUUACUUGCCCAGAAAUGCUUUCUUUACAAUCUAAUAUAUCAAAGGAUCUAAAAAUGUAUUGUGGUGAAAAUAAUCCAGAAUUUCAAUCAGUUGAAAUGAUUUUUGAAUGUAAUGUAUGUCAGAAAAAAUUUUCACAGCAAUAUCAUUUAUCAAACCAUAAAAGAAUCCAUACUGGAGACAAGAAGUAUGAGUGUGAUGUGUGCUAUAAAGUGUUUCUUCGGAAGAAUUAUUUAUUUAGACAUAAAAAUCUUCACACAGGAGAUAAACGUUAUGAAUGUGAAGUUUGUCAUAAAGUUUUUUUUAAUCCCUAUUAUGUAUCUCAACAUAAAAAAACUCAUUCUGGAGAAAAGCCAUAUGAAUGUGACAUUUGUCUUAAAAUGUUUAGUCACAAGUCAUAUUUAUCUACUCAUAGAAAAAUUCAUUCUGGAAACAAACAAUAUGAAUGUAAUGUUUGUCAAAAGAAGUUUUUUCAUAAAUCUAAUUUAUCUCAACAUUUAAAAAUUCAUUCUAAAAAAAAGCCGUAUAAAUGUGAUGUUUGUAAUAAAAUUUUUUCUCAUCACUCUUAUUUGUCUCAACAUAGAAAAAUUCAUUCUGAAGAAAAACCAUAUCAAUGUGAGUUAUGCCAAGCAAAGUUCCUUCGUAAGGACGUUUUAAUGAGCCAUAUAAAAGUGCAUUCUAGAGAUAAAGAAUAUGAAUGUGAUGUGUGUCUUAAAAAGUUUUCUCGCAAUUCAUAUUUAUAUAAACAUAAAAAAAAUACAUGCUUAAGGAAAGCCAUAUAUGUUUGAUGUUUGUCUUAAAAACUGUGUUCACAAGUCUUACUUUUACAUGAAAAUGUUUUCUAAUGAUACAGGAUCAUAAAUAUAAAGUUUCACCCAAAAUUUAUUCAGAAUAUUUGUGCUUCAUAAGAUUCUUUAAAA
This is a messenger RNA of Physella acuta, 1791 nucleotides long. Its product is annotated as zinc finger protein 454-like. Gene Ontology annotation, biological process: regulation of transcription by RNA polymerase II. Gene Ontology annotation, molecular function: RNA polymerase II cis-regulatory region sequence-specific DNA binding; DNA-binding transcription factor activity. Lineage: Eukaryota; Metazoa; Mollusca; Gastropoda; Physidae. The record is from RefSeq and is a predicted model, not a curated record.